GAGAAGAAGACAGAUAGAGGAGGAAGAACAGAGAAAUACAUUUCAACCAAGAAGGAGUUUUGAUUUAUUUGAUUUUUAUUUGUUUUAAGGAGCAAAAAAAUCUAUAAGCAGGAAAAAGAAAGAAAGAAAAAGAAAAAAAGAAAAGAAAAAGCAACUGAGAAGGGUUAUAAAAAGAGCAAAUACCAAGAAGGGUGAACAAGAGAAGAAAGUCAAGGCAAGGAGGAGCCCAAAGCUGGCAGAUCGGGAGGAUUUGCAGGGGAGAAAGGGGGGGGAAGAUUGGAAAUGCAGCUCUGGAGUUUGCUGCUGCCUCUUGCGCUUCUCUGUACAGCCCUAGCCAGUGGACCCGAAUGUGGGAUGGACGAGCGCUCCCGCAGGGCACGAAGGGACACCAGGCACAGCCGCCAGCUCCUCCACACUGCCCCGGGCACCUGUGCCACCAGGUUAGCCCGAGGAAGGCGCUCCACUGCUGGGCUGGAGCCUGGGCAUGUCCCCCGCAGGAGGCAACAGCGGGAGGUAAAGGACGAAGAGGAGUCCCUUACCCCGAGCAGGGCGCUCUAUUUCAGUGGCCAAGGUGAUCAGCUGCGGCUGAAGGCAGAUACUGAGCUGCCCCGAGAUGCCUUCACUUUGCAAGUGUGGCUGAAAGCCGAAGGAGGACAGAGAUCUCCGGCUGUCAUUGCAGGACUGUAUGACAAAUGUUCUUACACCUCCCGCGACCGAGGAUGGGUCCUGGGGAUUAACACCGUCAGUGACCAGGGGAACAGAGACCCCCGCUAUUUCUUCUCCCUGAAGACGGACCGUGCUCGCAAAGUGACCACCAUCGCAGGACAUCGCAGCUACCUCCCCAACCAGUGGGUGCACCUGGCUGCCACCUACGAUGGGCGCCUGAUGAGGCUCUACGUGAACGGCGCCCAGGUGGCCACGAGCGGGGAGCAGGUGGGCAGCGUCUUCAGCCCCCUGACCUUGAAGUGCAAGGUGCUCAUGCUUGGAGGGAACGCCCUGAACCAGAACUAUCGGGGUUACGUGGAGCACUUCAGCCUCUGGAGGACAGCCCGGUCUCAAAAGGAGAUCUUGUUGGACAUGGACCAGGCCGUUCACAGGCAAGACACGCCCCUACCUCAGCUAGUCCUUCAAGACAGUUUACUGAAUGUGAAAAGCACCUGGUCUCCCAUGAAGGAUGGCAGCAGUCCCCAGAUAAAGUUCAGCUACCACCACGGCUACUUGCUGGACACCAGCCUGGACCCUCCUCUCUGCGGGCAGACGGUCUGUGACAACACCGACGUCAUCGCCAGCUACAACAAGCUGCCGCGGUUCCGCCGCAACAAGACCGUGCGCUACCGUGUGGUGAACCUCUACGACGACAAACACCAGAACCCCACCGUCAGCCAGCAGCAGAUCGACUUCCAGCACCAGCACCUGAACGAGGCGUUCAGCCGCUACAACAUCACCUGGGAGCUGGAGGUGCUGGAGGUGAAGAACUCCUCGCUGCGCCACCGGCUCAUCCUGGAGAAAAGGGCAUACUUAGAUGUCAAUGAACUAAAGAACAUACUCAAACUGGAUGGAUCCACACACCUCAACAUCUUCUUUGCCAACUCCUCUGAGGAAGAGCUGGCUGGAGUGGCAACUUGGCCCUGGGACAAAGAAGCCUUGAUGCAUCUAGGUGGCAUUGUGCUGAAUCCCUCCUUCUAUGGAAUCCCUGGCCACACUCACACAAUGAUCCACGAAAUCGGGCACAGCCUUGGGCUCUAUCACGUCUUCCGGGGAAUCUCGGAGAUCCUCUCCUGCAGCGACCCGUGCAUGGAAACCGAGCCCUCCUUCGAGACUGGGGACCUCUGCAGUGACACCAACCCUGCUCCCAAGCACAAGCUGUGUGGGGAUCCCGGACCUGGCAAUGACACCUGUGGUUUUCACAGUUUCCUAAACACGCCCUUCAGUAACUUCAUGAGCUACGCAGACGAUGACUGCACUGACUCCUUCACUCCCAACCAAGUGGCCAGGAUGCACUGCUACCUGGACCUCGUCUACCAGAGCUGGCAGCCCACCAAGAAACCAGCUCCUGUUGCCAUUGCCCCCCAGAUCGUGGCUCGGACCUCCACCGCCGUCACCCUGGAGUGGUUUCCACCCAUCGAUGGCCACUUCUUUGAAAGAGAAGUGGGAUCAGCAUGUGAUCUGUGUGCGGAAGGAAGAGUCCUGGUGCAAUAUGCCUUCAGCGCCUCUUCCCCGAUGCCCUGCGAUCCCUCGGGGCACUGGAGCCCACGGGAAGCAGAAGGGCACCCUGACGUGGAGCAGCCUUGUAAAUCCAGCGUCAGGACAUGGAGCCCCAACUCGGCAGUCAACCAACACACAGUGCCCCCAGCCUGUCCCGAGCCCCAGGGCUGCUACCUGCAGCUGGAGUUCCGUUAUCCCCUGACUCCAGAGUCCCUCACAGUCUGGGUGACAUUUGUUUCCCCGGACUGGGACUCCAGUGGAGCAGUGAAUGACAUCAAGUUGCUCACCGUCAGCGGCAAGAACAUUUCCCUCGGGCCGCAGAACGUCUUCUGUGACAUCCCACUCACCAUAAAGCUGGAUGCGGGACGAGUGGGUGAGGAGGUGUAUGGAAUCCAGAUCUACACCCUGGAUGAGCACCUGGAGAUCGAUGCUGCCAUGCUGAGCUCUGUCCCUCACAGCACGCUGUGUGCAGACUGCAAACCCAUCCAGUACAAAGUCGUUCGGGACCCUCCUUUCCAGUCUGGAUCUCCAGUUGUCAUCUCAAACCUCAGCAGGAGAUUUGUUGACACGGAGCUGAGUGACAGGACCACGUACACGUACCAGGUGGUCGUUGUUUCUGGGAUGGAGGAGAGUGAACCUUCCCCUGCUCUCGUCUAUAUCUCUGGAAGUGGAUACUGUGGAGACGGGAUCAUCCAAAUAGAACUGGGGGAGGAAUGUGACGACAUGAACAAGAUCAACGGCGAUGGCUGCUCCCUGUUCUGCCUGCAGGAGUUGUCCUUCAACUGCAUCGAUGAACCCAGCAGGUGCUACUUCCACGAUGGUGACGGAGUGUGUGAGGAAUUUGAGCAGAUGACCAGCAUCAAGGACUGUGGCGUUUACACCCCCAAAGGCUUCCUCGAUCAGUGGGCUUCCAAUGUCUCCGUCUCGCAUCACAGUGACCAGCAGUGCCCAGGAUGGGUGGUCAUCGGUCAGCCAGCAGCAACCCAGAUGUGUCGAACUAAGGUGAUUGACUUGAACGAUGGUGUCUCCCAGUACGCCUGGUACCCCUGCACAGCCAACUUCCAGUACUCCCACAUGACACAGACCAUUUUCUGGCUCAAGGCUUAUUUUUCCCAGCCUAUGGUAGCUGCAGCAGUCCUAGUUCACCUGGUCACUGACGGCACCUACUACCUGGAUCAGAAGCAGGAGACCAUCGGUGUGCAGCUGUUUGACACCAAAGAGCAAAGCCACGAUCUUGGUGUCCACGUCCUGAGCUGCAGGAACAAUCCCCUGAUUAUCCCCGUCAUCCAUGACCUCAGUCACCCUUUUUAUCACACCCAGGCUGUCCUCAUUAGCUUCAGCUCCCAGUUUGUGGCCAUCUCCGGGGUGGCCCUGCGUUCCUUCCACAACUUCGACCCCAUCACCAUCAGCAGCUGCCAGCGAGGACAGACCUACAGCCCGGCGGAGCAGAGCUGUGUCCACUACUCCUGUGAAGCCACGGACUGCCAGAAGCUGGAGAUUGAGAACGCAGUGCUGAACUGCACCAGUGGCUGGUACAACGGGGCCCAGUGCAACGUGAGCUGCAGGAGGGGCCACAUCCUGCACGUCCAGAGGGAUGAUGAUCUCAUCAAGAGCCAGAUGGAGUCCAGCAUCACCAUGACUUGUGUGGAUGGGAAGUGGAACAAGCAGGUGACCUGUGAGCCUGUGGACUGCGGUGUCCCAGACCAGUACCACGUCUACCCAGCCACCUUCAACUGCAGUGAGGGGACCACCUUUGGCAAGAAAUGCUCCUUCACUUGCCGGCCUCCUGCUCUUCUGAAAGGAAACAACAGCAACUUGACCUGCAUGGAGGAUGGGCUGUGGUCCUUUCCAGAGGCCCUGUGUGAGCUGAUGUGCCGAGCACCCUCCGUCGUCCCCAAUGCAGAUCUCCAGACUUCUCGUUGCCGAGAAGACAAGCACAAAGUGGGCUCCUUUUGCAAGUACAAAUGCAAACCUGGUUACCACGUCCCUGGAUCCUCCAGAAAAUCGAGAAAACGAGCCUUCAAGAUCCAGUGCACGCAGGACGGCACGUGGCUGCCAGGUGCUUGUGUGCCCGUUACCUGUGACCCUCCACCUUCCAAGUUCCACGGGCUCUACCAGUGCUCCAACGGCUUCCAGUUCAACAGCGAGUGCCGGAUCAAGUGUGAGGAUGAUGACAGUCAGGCGGGCCGUGGGAGCAACGUGAUUCACUGCAGGAAGGACGGCACGUGGAGCGGCUCCUUCCACCUGUGCCGGGAGAUGCAGGGGCAGUGCACUCUGCCCACCCAGCUCAACAGCCACCUGAAGCUCCAGUGCACCAGCGGCUACGGAAUAGGCACAGAGUGCACCACCUCAUGUCUGGAUCACAGUCACGAGCCCAUCCUCCUGCGUGUGAACGAGACUGUGCAAGACAUCCAGCACUGGAUGAACCCUCAGAGAGUGAAGAGCGUUGUCUGCACGGCAGGACUCAAGUGGUAUCCUCACCCUUCCCUGAUUCAUUGUGUCAAAGGCUGCGAGCCUUUCAUGGGGGACAACUACUGUGACUCCAUCAACAACCGAGCCUUCUGCAACUACGAUGGUGGGGACUGCUGCGCCUCAACAGUCAAGACCAAAAAGGUCACACCAUUUCCCAUGUCCUGUGACCUACAAGGAGAGUGUGCUUGCCGGGACCCCAACGCCCAAGAGCACAACCAGAAAGACCUCCGUGGUUUCAGUCUUGGGUAAUGCCAAGCGACGUGGAAUUGGAGGACCACACUGCUCAAGGCAGGCUAGGAGAGACACCACAUCCCUUUUGGUAUCGUUUUUAACAUUUAGCUGCUCAACUGGAUGGCAUUUCUGCACCAGGGACCCUUAGAAUUCAACCAGUCUGCCUUUAAUUUUUGUCCAAGGAGAACUAAAGUAGGGGUUUAUGUAUUAACUAUAUGUUUAAUAGUGAUGACGAGAAACAACCAACCAAGAGUCAAGUCGAGAAGACUUUCAUGUAUCAAAACAGCAUGUUAUGCCCACCUAAUUUGAACAGUUCAUAUCUAGAUUCAAGGCAAGAAACAAACUAUUUAUGUACACGUAUUUAUAGAAAUAAGUAGAGAAAGAGAGAAAGAGUGAGAGAUUAUGAUCAACGCAAAAAACACUUUCCCCUCCCCAGCACUCACAACUCAGACCAUUCACGGGAGAGGCUGUGCUCUUGGAGGACUCCAAGCUGAGCCUUUUCUGAUGCUGAAUGCCAAGAUAUCGCAUGCUCGGGGCACUGAGGUUGGGGUAGGAUCUCCACAGGGCUGGGCCUCUUGGCAAGUGACCUGUCGGACACCCAGCCAGCUCGAGAACGUGGGAUGCAUCUGCGCCUCACAGGAAUGCUACUUCCAGCCAGGGAGCUCAGCAGACUGCAGUGGCCUUUCUGUACAGCUCCUCCUCCUCCUCCCCCCUGCUGCCCUCAAAAAGCCAACAAAAAACCCCCUUGUAGCCUGCAGGGCUUCUGGGACGUUUCUUUGUGGAGAUGGGCAGGUGGUCCCGUGGUGGAGUCAGGGAGUGGGGAGCCCAAGGACUGGCAUUGAGGAACGUGGAUGGAUGAUUGCUUCUGAGGAGCAGAGAGGGUAACUUGCGCCCGCACCUGUCAUUUGAGCAUGUCUGCUGCUGCUACUCCUGCUGCUAUGUCCCAUUCAACUAGUUUCCUUACUGUGUCAGGACAGGGUGAAAAACAACCCCAUGCAACCAAGCAGUCUGCCUUAAAGCUUACCUACAACCUGCCUUUCAAACCCUCUGGUCACUUCCUCAGCGUUGGGGCAAGAAAAAAGGACACCAGCCAGCCAAGGGAACCUGCUUUCUGGUCUCCACCCAACCAAGUGGUUCUCCAGACCUCCCACACCCCACUCUUACGGUGGUCUCUAUCUGACAACCGCUUCAUGCUCCUGUUUUUUCAGGAGAGGGGAAGAGGAGGAGGAGACACAUCACAGGAGACAGUAUUAGAAUUUUGGCCAUAUUUGUCAGUAUUAAGCUGCCAGGCAAGUGGGUCAGACCCUUUUAACAGACCAGGAGUUUAGCUACUUGUAAUCUUCCAGAAAGAAGGGCUUUAGCUGCAGCAGACCUCACACUUCCCUGUCAUCCU
This is a messenger RNA of Empidonax traillii (willow flycatcher), 6301 nucleotides long. It is a transcript of the gene PAPPA, whose product is annotated as pappalysin 1. The transcript is spliced from 23 exons. NCBI's taxonomy places the organism in Eukaryota, Metazoa, Chordata, Aves, Passeriformes, Tyrannidae. Gene Ontology annotation, molecular function: metallopeptidase activity. Bases 283 to 4926 code for a protein of 1547 amino acids. The record is from RefSeq and is a predicted model, not a curated record.